AUGAGUUCGCUGGACUUCGCCAACGCGCUGUUUACCAAAUACCAACAAUCCGCAAUGAGCUGCCCUGUUCUGCUUUCAGCGGACGCUUCAACUUCUCACUGUCCGUCUUCCUCUCCUUUUCCCGCCGUGUCUUCUUCGUGCGCCUUCGUGUCCAGAGGAUAUCGCCACCAUUAUGCAUCCAGUGAGAGAGGCAGCAGCAGAGUCCAGUUUCCUCCCUCUUCUUCUUCUCCUCCCUCUUCCUCUUCUCCUUUAUCAUUUGGGUCUUCUCUUUCGGGACUAAACGGGAGCAUUAGGGGUGUUGAGCCUACAGAAAUAUGCUCAGCAGGAGGUUAUAACUCACUGGGAGUUCGGCCGCUGAGGUGCCCCGCAGAGCUGUUCCCACUCAAUCGGACUCAGUUAUGCUCGCUGGCUCCGAGGCUUCCUGAGCCGACCUCCAGGAGGCAGAGCAGCCCCGAUCAAAGAAGGCUAAACCAUGAGAGACUGCGUAUUUACCCCUGGAUGAAAAGCUCAGGCUCUGACAGACGAAGAGGCCGACAGACGUACACGCGGCAUCAAACGCUCGAGCUGGAGAAGGAGUUUCACUUCAACCGGUACCUAACGCGUAAAAGGCGGAUAGAGGUCGCGCACGCGCUCGGCCUCACAGAGAGACAGAUCAAGAUCUGGUUCCAAAAUCGGAGGAUGAAGUGGAAAAAGGAGAACAUUGUGACGAAGAGCGGCGCCCCCACAGCAGUGAGUCGAGAAGAAGAGGAAGCGGUCGAUGAGGAGGACUGA
Molecule: messenger RNA, 771 nt
Organism: Pelmatolapia mariae (spotted tilapia)
Lineage: Eukaryota; Metazoa; Chordata; Actinopteri; Cichliformes; Cichlidae
Gene: hoxb7a
Product: homeobox B7a
Exons: 2
Coding region: 1-771 (256 amino acids)
Biological process (GO): regulation of transcription by RNA polymerase II; anterior/posterior pattern specification
Cellular component (GO): nucleus
Molecular function (GO): RNA polymerase II cis-regulatory region sequence-specific DNA binding; DNA-binding transcription factor activity, RNA polymerase II-specific
Source: RefSeq, a predicted model, not a curated record